UCUGUGUGUAGUGUGGCAAGACCAGCUGUUGGGUCUGCAUACUACCAAACAUGUAUCAAGUAGAAAUAAUGGAAAAAUUACCGAAAAGGGCUAGCCUAGAUCAAACUCCAACUCCAUUGUGUGCCUAUAAAAAUGAAGGACGAAACAUCUAAUUUGGUCAACAAAAAUUCUAAACCGCUGUUGGGUUUUGUUGUAUUUUUGGGUGGGAUAAUAAAGAAAUGGGUUCCGAAGAUCACCAAUUUAGUGAUGAUUAUCUGAUACUGAAGCCGGAGGAAGCAACUCUGCUGGAUCUGUUUCUCUUCAUACUUCCAUUCGGUUUCAGAAAGAUCAGAAAGCUGGUCGAUUGCCCCGCCGCCAAAGAAAACUCUUACAGAAGCAUACAAAGCCGACUCAUUAUCUUCGUCUCCAUUUUGUUCCAGAAGCUCGUUCUCGCCAUCUCCAACCUGGCCAAGAAGUUCAAGUUGAUGCGAGGAAAGCUUUGGGCGGUGUCUUAUAAACCUUAUGCACCGAAAGUGAACUGUAGAGAUUGGAAAAUAGGUGGGGAGAAGAACGUAAAAUUACCUGAAGACAAUUUCAAAUAUUACAGCGCCCUAACAGUUAUGGCUUCGCAGUUGGCGUACACAGAUUAUUCACCUCAACCCAACAUUGUCCAGACUGUUGUCGAAGGCUGCUGGAAGAUGAAUCUAAUAAACACUUACAAAUUUCGGAAUGGAUUCAUAGAGAAAGCUAGGACUUGCGCUUUUAUGUUUCAGACAACAUCAACAGACCCAAACGUCAUAAUAUUGGCAUUCAAAGGCACCUCCCAGUGCUGUGAUUGUGCCGUAGAUGUGAACUUCUCCUGGUGCAGUAUCCCUGGCGUCGGCAGGAUCCACAUGGGCUUCAUGCAAGCACUCGGCCUACAGGAAGCCUUUCACUGGCCCGACGAACUCCCUAAACCUAACAGCGAUUUCGCAUAUUACACUCUCCGUCAACAACUUAGAGACAUUGCCAAAUCCAACGAUAACGCGAGGUUCAUCUUCACGGGCCACAGCUUGGGCGGAGCCCUCGCAGUCCUCUUCGUCACCAUCCUCGCCUACCACAAUGAGUCCGAUGUGCUGGAGAAGCUGCAGGCUGUCUACACCUUCGGCCAACCCAGAGUUGGCGAUCCCAAGUUUGCUCAGUUCAUGGAAAACACUACCAAAAAAUAUGACUUCAAAUAUUAUAGAUACGUUUACUCAUUUGACUUGGUGUCCAGAAUUCCUUUCAAUUGCGGUGAUUUUUUCUGUAGCUACAAACAUUUCGGCGGAUGCGUCUACUUUGACUGCUGCUACAAUGGCAAGUUUCUGGAGGAGCAGCCAAACAAUAACUACUACUGGCCAAUUUAUCUGAUACCGCAGUUCUUGGCUGCAUUGUGGGAGUUUAUAAGAAGUUUAAUGAUCCCACUGGUCAAGUGUUCUUGGGAUUACUUCGAGGGAUUUGGUAACUUAAAGAAUAGGGUGUUGGGGUUGUUCAUUCCAGCAACAUCAGCUCACAUGUUGUUGAAUUAUAUUAAUUCCACCCGUUAUGGGAAAAUACAACCAUCCAAAGAUAUCAAAAAAGCCUAAUCCUCCAAGCUGGUGGGAUUAGCAUAUUCUUAGAAAUUUGUGAGCUAGUUCGUAAAAACUUGUCCUUUCGGUUUAGUAGAAUCUAGGAGUUACAGGGCUAUGUAGCUGGUCGGAUUAGCAUAUUCGUAGCUAAAUUUAAAAUAAAUAAACUCGUGUAUUAACCAUAGAUCGGCUCCUUGAUCUUAGGUUAUGCAAACCUAAUUAACCUACGAGUCAAACAUGUGUUUUAUGUUUUGUAAUUGAUUUAAAUGUUGUAAGUGUGAGUACUUUAAUA
This is a messenger RNA of Momordica charantia (bitter melon), 1857 nucleotides long. RefSeq names its product triacylglycerol lipase OBL1. Gene Ontology annotation, biological process: lipid metabolic process. Gene Ontology annotation, molecular function: triacylglycerol lipase activity. NCBI's taxonomy places the organism in Eukaryota, Viridiplantae, Streptophyta, Magnoliopsida, Cucurbitales, Cucurbitaceae. The record is from RefSeq and is a predicted model, not a curated record.